AUGUCUAAUUCAUCUCUUCGUUCGGAUUGUUCGUCUUCUUCUGCCGAAAGCCUAUCACUUCCACCACUUGGUCCAGUGGCUCAAAAGAAACCGAUUCAGUACAUUGGGGGUUCCGUCAAAGUCGACAAAGAGAAGGUUGCUGAAUGGACGAACAAAAUUGGAAGACUGUUCGGAACUUACGAGUUGAGACAGAAUGUAACUCAUCUCCAUAUGCAAUUGAUUCCAGCGAUUCAUACAUUGAACAAGGCAUCGAAGUUCGCAAGUGAGAAGUUGAAGAAGGAGAUGAAGCAACUCGUCGAACAAUACAUCGUUUUGGCUGUGGCGUGUGAGCAAAUUUUGGAAAAAAUGGAAAAGAAGGAUGAGCAUUACAAUAUUGAAGAUGUUCCAGAUGCCAUUAUUCCGAAGUCGUGA
Molecule: messenger RNA, 411 nt
Organism: Caenorhabditis briggsae
Lineage: Eukaryota; Metazoa; Nematoda; Chromadorea; Rhabditida; Rhabditidae
Exons: 4
Coding region: 1-411 (136 amino acids)
Source: RefSeq, a predicted model, not a curated record